AUGGAGUUGGGUCUGAGUUUGGGUGACACGCCAAAGGGAUUCACUUUUCUUGUCAAGUCUCAGAAAAUUGCUGGUGAAGAAGAUAUAGGGUUUUGCAUGGCUUUAGGAAUGAAAAGUGAAGAUGAAAUCAGCGAGCGAGAAAAAAUAAACGAUGGUGAAAGAAAAGGGUCUUCAUCGGAUCUACCCAUCCAGCUUGAUCUUCUGCCGUUAUCUCCUGUUCCACGAAGUCAAACUUCAUCAAAUAAUCUUCGUUUCCCUUGGCUCACUCAAAACUUGGCUACUGAAACGGGAAAAGGGUUAGAGAGGACUUUAGGGGUGGAGGGAGCUGAAAAUGGUGCUGCACUGUCAUCUCCAAACAGCACAGUUUCAUCAUUUCAGAUGGAUUUUUCAAUUUACACAAGAGGCAAAAGAGAUGCAAACGAAGGUGAGGCAGAUAGAGGGGAUUCUUCAAGGGCAAGUGAUGAGGAAGAAAAUGGUAUGGCCAGAAAAAAACUUAGGCUCACAAAAGAACAGUCUGCUUUUCUUGAAGAGAGCUUCAAAGAACACAACACCCUCAACCCUAAACAAAAGCUUGCUCUUGCAAAGCAGUUGAAUCUCCGUCCACGCCAAGUCGAAGUAUGGUUCCAAAACAGAAGAGCUAGAACAAAGUUGAAGCAGACAGAAGUAGAUUGUGAGUAUUUAAAGAGAUGCUGCGAGAAACUGACAGAAGAAAAUAGGAGGUUGCAAAAGGAGAUUCAAGAAUUAAGAGCUUUAAAGACUUCACAACCUUUUUACAUGCAGCAACCUGCCACUACUCUGACAAUGUGCCCUUCUUGUGAGCGCGUCGCCACCUCCUCUGUUACUGCCACCGCCCCUGCCGCUAAUUCCGGACUCUCGCUCGCUAAACCUAAAUUAAUCUCAUUUUUGCAUGCCCAACAGGCUGCUUCUUGA
Messenger RNA from Fraxinus pennsylvanica, 930 nucleotides. The record is from the annotation of a GenBank genome assembly. NCBI's taxonomy places the organism in Eukaryota, Viridiplantae, Streptophyta, Magnoliopsida, Lamiales, Oleaceae.